AUGCCCACACACACCACUAUUGCCAUUAAUCAUAUGCUCACUUUCAUUCUCCAAAACAGCUGUUUCUUAAUGAUCAUGUCUCUAGAGUUUCAACAACAAAUGGAUGAAACAAAUGGGUUAAGCGCGUGGAAUGGAUACGUAGAUUGGCGAAAUAGACCAGCUUUGCGUGGCUGCCAUGGCGGUAUGCUUGCUGCCUCAUUCGUCUUGGCUGUGGAAGUGUUGGAGAAUCUUGCGUUUUUAGCAAACGCGAGCAAUCUAGUGUUGUAUCUGUCAACAAAGAUGGGGUUUUCGCCGUCAGGAGCCGCAAACGCCGGCUUAUUGGUACUGACGGUCCAAGCCCACGAGCACUCCACAGAGCCAUGGGCUCGUGUGGUUCUAUUCGUGGGUCUAUAUUUAGUAGCUCUCGGCGUGGGAGGUAUAAAAGGCUCGUUGCCACCUCACGGAGCUGAACAGUUUGACGAAACAACACCGAGUGGGAGGAGACAAAGAUCCUUCUUCUUCAACUACUUCAUCUUCAGCCUCUCGUGCGGUGCCUUAAUAGCCGUCACGGUCGUGGUCUGGCUCGAAGACAACAAAGGCUGGUCUUAUGGGUUCGGUAUUUCCACGGCUGCUAUCUUGAUCUCGGUUCCGGUUUUCUUGGCCGGUUCUCGCUUUUAUCGCCUCAAGGUUCCUAGUGGAAGUCCCAUCACGACUCUUUUCAAGGUCUUGACCGCUGCUUUCUACGCUAAGUACAGGAGAAGAACUUCAAGAAACGUUUUUACGUGUCCUACGACAAACGAUUGUGAUGACAACGCAAACAAGGGAAAUUGCGAUAAAGAUGACGAACCUCUUGGCUCUUUCCUCAGCGAAGCCGUGAGAAAGCGUGAAUCCCUACCUCGACGGCUCCAUUGCACGGAGGAACAAGUAGAAGACGUGAAGAUAGUCAUCAAGAUUUUACCCAUUUUCAUGUCGACCAUAAUGCUAAACUGCUGUCUAGCUCAGCUCUCGACGUUUUCCGUCCAACAAGCUUCGACGAUGAACACAAAGCUCGGGUCAUUAACCGUGCCACCGGCGGCGUUACCCGUUUUCCCAGUGGUCUUCACAAUGAUCUUAGCUCCGACCUACAACCACCUCCUCCUUCCUCUCGCUAGAAAAACAACCAAAACCGAAACCGGCGUAACCCAUCUCCAACGCAUUGGAACAGGGCUUUUCCUUUCUGUAGUCGCAAUGGCGGUUGCAGCCUUAGUAGAAACCAAACGCAAGCUCGUCGUCACAGAGGUUGCUUGCUGUUCAAGCGACAACGCUUUAUAUUCUUCUUCUUCUUCGCCGCUUCCUAUAACGUUUCUUUGGAUAGCUCUGCAAUAUGUGUUUCUCGGAUCAGCCGAUCUCUUCACUUUAGCCGGUAUGAUGGAGUUUUUCUUCACCGAAGCUCCUUCUACGAUGCGCUCCCUUGCGACCUCGCUCUCUUGGACGUCUCUAGCGAUGGGAUAUUACUUGAGCUCUGUUCUCGUCUCGGCUGUUAACUUCGCCACAGGCUUGAACCAACACACUCCAUGGCUUUUGGGGAAGAAUCUAAACGAGUACCAUCUCGAUAGGUUUUACUGGCUCAUGUGUGUGCUUAGUGGGAUUAAUUUCUUGCAUUAUCUCUUUUGGGCUACCCGCUAUGCGUACCGGCCCAACCAAGGCUAG
This is a messenger RNA of Thlaspi arvense, 1668 nucleotides long. Lineage: Eukaryota; Viridiplantae; Streptophyta; Magnoliopsida; Brassicales; Brassicaceae. The record is from the annotation of a GenBank genome assembly.